Chlorella variabilis is the source of this 975-nucleotide messenger RNA. RefSeq lists its product as hypothetical. The record is from RefSeq and is a predicted model, not a curated record. The coding region runs from base 1 to 975 and encodes 324 amino acids. The transcript has 4 exons. Lineage: Eukaryota; Viridiplantae; Chlorophyta; Trebouxiophyceae; Chlorellales; Chlorellaceae.
AUGGCGGAGGUCGAGGUGGCCCUGCCCCACGGCCCGCCGCCGCCGUCGCCAUAUCGCAGCGCAGCAGGUCGGGCAGCUCUGCACGCUCAUUACAACAAGGCCCUGGCUGCGCUGCCCUACCAGCAUGAGGAGAAGCUAGUGGAGACCAGUUUUGGCACGGCGCACGUCCUGGUGUGCGGUCCCGCGGAUGCGCCGCCGCUGGUUCUGUGGCACGGGAUGGCUGUGCCAGGCCCCUUCAUGAUCCGCACGUUGGACCCGCUGGUCCAGCACUAUCGUGUGUACGCACCAGACCACCCCUUCCAAGCGGGGAGCCGCACUCAAGACGCGGAGCUGGACAUCAACAAGCACGAAAACGGAAAGUGGAGCCUGGAGGUGCUGCGCGGCCUUGGGCUGGUGCCACCAGCUGGCGCCGAGGGCGGCAAGGCGCCUCCUCCGCCUCUGCACGUCGGCGUGUCCUUUGGCGGGGCGGUGCUGCUUGAUCUGGCGGUGGUGGCGCCCGAGGCGAUCCGCGGCGCCGCCCUAGUGGUGCCCGGCGGGCUGAUGCCAGCUGCCGGCUGGAUGCUUCUCUUCCGCCUGAUCCUUCCAGCCAGGCUGUACCACCUUCUUCCCUGCUCCUUCACCGCCUGGCUGGCGCUAGUCAGCAUGUGCGACGAGCCGUUUGAUGCCGCCCAUCAGCAGAUUCUGCUGAACUGGAGGCACGUCGUGCGCUACCAACAGCUGCCGGGGGGCGACGGCGGCUUCUCCCGUGAGCAGCUGAGCCGCCUGGCAGCACCCACCAUCGUCAUCACUGCCGAGCACGACAUUUUUUGGGCGGGCCAGGCUGCCGCCGAGGUUGCCGCGGCUGCGCUGCCAGACUGCAAGACGUUCGUCAUCCCUGGGGCCAAGCACCUGCCCAGCAAGGAGAAGCAGGCAGAGCUCAGCAACUGGAUCCUGGAGUUCUUUGCCUCCAGGGGGCUGGCAGGGUUCGCCACUUAG